Messenger RNA from Conger conger (European conger), 1348 nucleotides. RefSeq names its product SKI8 subunit of superkiller complex (gene skic8). Gene Ontology annotation, molecular function: protein binding. Lineage: Eukaryota; Metazoa; Chordata; Actinopteri; Anguilliformes; Congridae. The record is from RefSeq and is a predicted model, not a curated record. The transcript has 11 exons. The coding region runs from base 201 to 1118 and encodes 305 amino acids. Gene Ontology annotation, cellular component: Cdc73/Paf1 complex.
UGUCAGUAUUUUAGUGCGGAAGCUGGACGCUGUGUGGUACCAGAAUCCUUUGCGCCGAGUCGUCAUGGCGUCUUACUGUUGAUCAGAAAUUAUUUGCUGUUGUGGAGCAAGAUUACGCCAAGAACCAGCGAUAAAUGCUGAAGUACUCAAGGAGACUUUGAUUUUCACAAAAUUCGAAGUCGGUCAUCAGAAAAGGCAAAAUGACCACGCAGUAUAGCAUACUGUUCAAGCAAGAACACGCUCACGAUGACGCCAUCUGGACCUCAGCCUGGGGUCAAAAUGAAAAGGACCGCACGGAGACUAUCAUCACUGGGUCGCUGGAUGAUACUGUCAAAGUGUGGAAAUGGUCAGAGGAGAAACUGGAACUCCAGUGGACCCUGGAGAACCACCAGCUGGGCGUGGUGUCCGUGGACAUCAGCCACAACGGCGCCCUUGCAGCCUCCAGCUCAUUGGACGCCAACAUUCGACUCUGGGACCUGGAGUCCGGGAAACAGAUCAAAUCCAUGGAUGCGGGGCCAGUGGAUGCCUGGACCGUGGCAUUCUCUCCAGACUCCAGAUACAUCGCCACCGGCAGCCACCUGGGCAAGGUCAACAUCUUCGGUGUGGAGACCGGGAAGAAGGAGCACUCCUUGGACACUCGGGGGAAAUUCAUCCUGAGCAUCGCUUACAGUCCUGAUGGAAAGUAUUUGGCCAGUGGAGCUAUCGAUGGAAUCAUUAAUAUUUUUGAUAUUGCAACUGGGAAACUUCUCCACACGCUGGAAGGUCACGCCAUGCCCAUACGGUCACUGACGUUCUCGCCAGAUUCCCAGCUCCUGGUGACGGCCUCAGACGAUGGCUACAUCAAGAUUUACGACGUGCAGCACGCCAACCUGGCUGGAACGCUGAGUGGGCACGGGUCCUGGGUGCUGAACGUGGCCUUCUCCCCCGACCACACGCACUUCGUCUCCAGUUCCUCUGAUAAGAGUGUGAAGGUUUGGGAUGCCAGCUCCAGGACCUGUGUGAACACCUUCUUUGACCAUCAGGACCAGGUGUGGAGUGUUAAAUACAAUGUGGACGGCUCCAAGAUCGUGUCUGCAGGAGACGACCGCGCCAUCCACAUUUACGACUGUCCGAUGUGAGCUUGCGCACACCGCGGAUAUCACCCGGCCAUCAUCCCGCCUGCAUCCAGUAGGAGCUCUAUUCACGGGUGCUCUGAGACUUCUGGGACAUCUUGCAACAGAUCACCCGUAUCUGACGGAGAAAGGGACCCCCCCACCCCCCACAAUUUACUUUUCUGUUGUUUUUGCGUUUUGUUUCUGGCUGUGAAUAGGGUACACCAUCGCGUCCAAAUAAAUGUUUUCAAACCCUU